Messenger RNA from Oppiella nova, 933 nucleotides. NCBI's taxonomy places the organism in Eukaryota, Metazoa, Arthropoda, Arachnida, Sarcoptiformes, Oppiidae. The record is from the annotation of a GenBank genome assembly.
CGAGCAGUCAAUGACACAAACAAAUGGCGCUAAAAAUUGAGGCAAAUAUCAGUUGAUUACUAAAUCUAUCGAUAUAUCUGUGGUUACCAUCGGAUCAAUUGGUGGUGAGUGAUGACUGCCGAGAACUAUCUCAUUCAGUCCCUUAUGUGGAGACAAUGUCUGACUGAAGACAAAUUCAAGCAAAUGGUUGGCAAAUGUCAAAGAGAUCUUCCGGAAGGCUCUGAAGUGAGCGCCGAAAUGAUGGGCCAAAUGGUGGCAAAAGUGAAUCGACAGCUUAGACCCUAUAAUAUGGCGAUCAGUCGCGGACCCAAUGAAAGCGACGGAACCAUUCACUACGCGCUCAUCAAUACCGCAGACAAUGAUAUCACAAGAAUGGCUACUAUUUGGACACAAAAGGAGUUGAUUUACUACAAGAAAGUGUUGACGGCUAUCGUGGAGAGUGACACCACUUCCAUAACUUCGACCAAACUGUUGAACAUCGGUCGCAACGAUGAGAUCAAGUUCACAGUGAGUGCCGCAGAGAAUCUGAUGAACAAAUGGAUGGAUCAGAAGUGGUUCGAAGAGCUGUCUGACGGAAACAUUGCGAUCGGCGUCCGGUCUCUGCUCGAGAUGAAUGUGUAUAUUAGGGAUCACUUGGACGUGAAGGACUGUCUCCGGUGCAAAAUCCUGUGCGUUCGUGGACUCGAUUGCAUGUCCUGUUCGUCUAAACUUCAUUAUCACUGCUCAGACUCGCAGUACAUUCAGGACAACAAGUGUCCCAAUUGUCACAAACAAUUUGCGGACACCGAACACAUGAAUAGCGGGACGACAGCAGACAAUAGGGAUGAAGACGUGGACAGCGAUAGCGAUGACACCGUUGUUGAGGAUAAUCCGAGUGGACGAAGAGGAAGAUCCAAGAGAUGAAGACUUUCAUAGAUUUCUAAAUAAGCUCUC